CGCUCUGCUCCGGGUCACUCACUCAGCGCUGAAUGGGCUCAACAUGGCGGACACUCUCGAACCCACUCCGGCUCUUACUCUCUCCCUGUCCCGCUGCAGGAGCAGUGUGUUAUAAAGUUCCCGGGGGAGUGUGUCUGCGAACACAGGCGUCAGAUGAGAGAGCGUGAAGCGCUGAAGAUGAACGGCGCGCGCGCAGGUGCAGGGGUCCCGAGUCCUUCAUCCCCGUCCCGGCCCUCAGAGCACGUGCUGAACUCUGGUGCGGUCGUGUUCCCCGGUGUGUUUGACCAGCACGGCUGUCCUCUGGUCCUGUUCCCCGCUGAGGCGCAGUGUAAACUCACUGAGGAGCUGAGCAGAGAGGAGGUGUCACACUUCAUUCACUACUGUCUGCGCCUGCACAGUAUCCGGGGUGAGGGUGGCCUGCUGUCUGUGGCCGUUGAUCUGAGACGAGCUGAUCUCCCCAUCACUCGCUUCAUCACGGAGACUCUUCUGCUGCUGGAGUGUGACCGGAGGAUCAUCCACUCUGUGUACAUCGUUCAGCCCAAGAAGAGAGAAGUGCAGAAGCAGCUGGUGAAACUGCUGAGCUCCAGCGCGUCCAAGCAGCGCCGGCCCGUCCUCUUCAGACACAUUUUCCUCAAAGAGGUGUUCGAGCUUUCCAACUACAUCGACAGAAGCCAGUUACCGUCCAGUUUGGGUGGAUACCUCAUAUACUGCCAUCAGAGCUGGGCGGCCUUCGUCAAGGUGAUGGAUGUGUUUGUGCAGCAGUUCCUGCUGGUGGUGAAGAGACUGCCCUCCUGCAUCUCCACUCUUCAGGCGCUCUCCAAGCUCCCCGUUCCUGAUGACCUCCAGCGGCUGCGGGACUUCUGCUCGCUGAACCAGGCCCGUUUCCAGCAGCUGAGGAGGGAUCUUGGUUUAGAUGACCUGUUGAAGCACUGUGAGUGUUUGCUGGAGAAGCUGCGUUUCCCGGAGAACGAUCCCUGCUUUCAGGCCAUGGCUGGAACGGUCCUCUACACACACACCGCUCUGGAGAUGCUGCGCAACUACAACCGGAUCAGGUCAGCGGUGCAGAAGGUGGAGCUGCUGUGGACUCAGGUGUUCUCCAGAGCUCAGGUCCAGCUACAGAUGCUGCGUCUGCAGAGAGAGGCUCGACAGAUCCAGGAGCAGAUGGUGGCGCUGUACCGGCAGAAGCUGCAGGCGUACAGGACUGAAGUGGCUGAAGACACACACACGGCUGAGGAGCUGCUGCUGCAGUUUGAGGCGUCCGUCUACACUCAUGCCAUGGCGCUGGUCCGGCGCGCGGAGGACGUCAUGCACACGCUGGCGGAGACGGUCCCCGAGGCCGAGCGGACGCCUGCGCUGCCGUGGCUGCAGGACCUGGAGCGGCUGAAGCAGAACCUGUGCUCUGCGGUCCGGCGUCUGGACCAGACCCUGAGGAGCGCCGCCGACUUCCAUCACGCCCGCGACCGAUGCAAGAGCUGGUGUGAGCGAGUGCUGGGCGAGAGCCUCCUGCAGGAGCUGCUGUGGAGUGAGCACUGCGGGGGUCCGGCCGAGGGCGGCUCGCGGAGACCGGGAGUCCAGGCCUUCCUCAGGAGAGACCCCGGCCCAGAGGAGGAGGAGCUGGUGACGCUGGCACGCCUCGCCCACAGCAUGAGCGAGCCCAGCCUUCAGCAGGCCGGCUCUCAGCUCUCGCACAGAUGCAUGACCCUGAGGAGACUCUUGACCUCCACGGGUGCGGUUCCCCUUCAUGACCUUCACCUCGCCCUCCAGUGGCAGUACGAGUACCUGAAGGGUCACCACAAGAGCUCUGACAUCACUUCCCCCGAGGACCAGCAGCACACCUGCAGUCUGGCUGCAGACUCGGCCCUCGCCCGGCCGGCGCUCGUGGUGUCCCCCUGCGAGGGCGUGUGUGGUGUGUCCCGCUGGCCCUCUGUGGAGGCCUCGCCAGCCGCAGCCAAGCCGCCCUCGCUCAGCUCCUUCGACUCCGGCUUUGACGGGGCAGGGAACACUCAUCCGCAUCACCGGAGCAGGAGGGAGAAUCUCCCGAGGUUUCUGGGAAACGGAGACUCCGCGUUCAAGUCGAAGCAGAUUCACGAGGACAUUGUGAGCGUGUCUGACUCCGAGGAGCAGCCUGAGGAACGAGGGUUCGGGUUACAGCGGGCCAGUAUUCAGAUCGUCCCCAAAAUAACCUCCGACUCUGUGAACCUGGAGAUCAAAGUGAAGCGCUCGUCCACGCUUCCCAGAAACCCCUGGCUGAGCCUCCCGAUAGAUGACCUGGAGAGCUCCUAUACGGUGACCAUUACGCCCGGCUCCUCCCUCCCGCGGAGCCCCAGUCCCUCGGGCCGGCCGCAGGACCAGCCGACGCAGACACACCUGACGCAGACGCACCCGAGCUUCGAGGAGUCGGAGCUGAAUCCCGUGGGAAAUGUCCUGUCCAGCACCCUAACGGACAGUGAGGAGAAGCCCAGCUGCACUGUGGAUGGGGAUCCUUCUCUCCUGUGGGACUCCUUCGACCUGCACAACCUCAGACGGGACUCUUUUGAGCGGUUGGACGUGUCUCUGGGCGACUGGGCUCAGAGAGAGCAGCAAGAGCUGAAGGAGGUGGAGACGACGUUAGAGCGAACCGCUGAGAUCUUACAGGAGGAAGAGGAUGUGCUUGCUCAGGAGGUGGUCCUGGAUGAGCUGUUGCGGUCCGAGGAUCUGCACAAACACUGGCCCGUGUGGACUGAAGCACGCCAGCACAGUACGAUGUCCCCACAAGAUCUGGCGGAGUCUGGCGUGAUCGGAUUGGAUGAUGUCCUUCAGAGUGAACCCUCUUCCUCAGGCUCUGAGACUCUGAAAACUAGUGAAAGCGACUCUGACGCCCCGGGAUUAGGCGAUGAAAGUCCAUCGAGUGAAAGGCCUGUGCAGCUGGACACGAGAUGUCCUGAGGUGGACAGAAGUGGGAUCCUUCGAGAGCUUAGAGAUCUUCAAGUUCUUGAUGAGCAAAUAAUGGAGGAGCAGUUGAAACUGGAAGCGCAGCGCUGCACUGAGACUGAGCCGCUUCAGGCGGAGCAACGGACGCUGGGUCAUGUGACCACACGCAGCUCCUAUAGGGAGAGGAGGCUGUUCCUGGCACAGCUGGAGGAGGAGAGACGGGAGGUGGAGAAGAUGGAGAGAAGCUUGAGCAGAGAGAUGAACAAGAACAAGGUGAGGACAAGCUCAAGCAAAGGCUGUAGAGUUGUCAAGUGUUCGGUCAUGGAGAGGAACUCGAAGCUGAAAGAUCUGGACGGCGAGCUGUUGAGGAACUGCAGGCCCGAAUCUACCCGUCAAACACAGUGUGCCAGUCCAUCGCCUCCAGAUCGAGCCGAAGAUGCCAGUCUCUCAGAUGCGAGCUUGACUCAAGAUCGAGCUGAAGAUGCCAGUCUCUCAGACGCGAGCUUGACUCCAGAUCGAGCUGAAGAUGCCAGUCUCUCAGACGCGAGCUUGACUCCAGAUCGAGCUGAAGAUGCCAGUCUCUCAGACGCGAGCUUGACUCCAGAUCGAGCUGAAGAUGCCAGUCUCUCAGACGCGAGCUUGACUCCAGAUCGAGCUGAAGAUGCCAGUCUCUCAGACUCCAGCUUGACUCCAGAGCCUUUGAGUUCAACAAGCGGGUCUGUUCCUAACACGAGCUUGAGUGAGAUUGGGAUCGGAGGUCCUGCAGCUCCUGACUCCGCUCCCGGCUCAGAAUCCCUUCAGGAAGCCCCGUCUUGUCAAGGAGAGCCUUUUGUAUGGAGCAGUUUUUCUACUCCCGUUCAGAAACUGGAAGCUAUGGAUGCCACUGAAGGCCCCAGCGGCCAUCCUGAGCAUCCCGAGGGUGAGACGUCUUCCUGCGCCUGCACAGACGGUGGUGAUUCUGCUGCGGAUCAAGCUGAGCUGGAGGCUAGUGCUAGUGAAGAUGAGAUGGAGGCUAGUGAAGCGCAGCUAGAGGUUAGUGAAGCUCAGCUGGAGGCUAGUGCUAGUGAAGAUGAGCUGGAGGCUAGUGAUAGUGAAGAUGAGCUGGAGGCUAGUGCUAGUGAAGAUGAGCUGGAGGCUAGUGCUAGUGAAGAUGAGCUGGAGGCUAGUGCUAGUGAAGAUGAGCUGGAGGCUAGUGCUAGUGAAGAUGAGCUGGAGGCUAGUGCUAGUGAAGAUGAGCUGGAGGCUAGUGCUAGUGAAGAUGAGCUGGAGGCUAGUGCUAGUGAAGAUGAGCUGGAGGCUAGUGCUAGUGAAGAUGAGCUGGAGGCUAGUGAAGCGCAGCUGGAGGCUAGUGCUAGUGAGGCUGAGCUGGAGGCUAGUGCUACGCCCUUGACCCAGAACAGCGGUGCGGUGCGAGAUGCGUUUGAUCCCGGCGGCGUCCUGGUCGCUCCUGUGGCUGCACCGCGGAGGCCCGUUCCUCUCGACGGCCGCUCUGAGAGACCGCCGUCAGCCUCUGAACACACAGGGACUGGAGCACCGGUGGAGUCAGCCGCUCCCUCAGCGCCCGACGCCUGCGCACAGAGCACAUCUCAAGGCCUGCACAUGCAGAACAACAACAACAACACCGCAGUGCUGCGCCGCGGAGAGACCUCGCGCUCCUCCGCGGCGAUCCCAGAGACGCAGGCGCUGACCAGCCCGCAGGAGGACGCCGUGGCCAGGCCGUGUGAGGGUGUGCCCCGUGCCGGUGGAGGCUCCACGAGAGCGGCCUGCAGAUCUGCACUCCACCAGCUCGACACCUACAGACAGGUGCGCACCAGGGCCGGUGAGGGGAGCACUCUCGUUGGGUUAGAGUAG
This is a messenger RNA of Rhinichthys klamathensis goyatoka, 4761 nucleotides long. RefSeq lists its product as uncharacterized. Gene Ontology annotation, cellular component: cytoplasm. Gene Ontology annotation, molecular function: guanyl-nucleotide exchange factor activity. NCBI's taxonomy places the organism in Eukaryota, Metazoa, Chordata, Actinopteri, Cypriniformes, Leuciscidae. The record is from RefSeq and is a predicted model, not a curated record. The transcript has 17 exons. Bases 154 to 4761 code for a protein of 1535 amino acids.